Molecule: messenger RNA, 4502 nt
Organism: Clupea harengus (Atlantic herring)
Lineage: Eukaryota; Metazoa; Chordata; Actinopteri; Clupeiformes; Clupeidae
Gene: brd2b
Product: bromodomain containing 2b
Biological process (GO): chromatin remodeling; regulation of DNA-templated transcription
Cellular component (GO): nucleus; chromatin
Source: RefSeq, a predicted model, not a curated record
UGCACCGCAAAGGGAUGACUCGAAUGCAAGCGGGGUGGAACAGUUCUGAGUAAUUGGGCUACGUUUAAAAUCCAGAUCCAUCCUGAUGGAUGCGGCUAUUAAUUCGCCACUUGACAGCGGCUCUCUGGGAGUGGGCCUGUCGGUCGUCGGCGGGAUGGAGCCAGGUGUGACGACCAGCUCGGGCAAGCGCAUCCGCAAGCCCUCGCUGCUCUUCGAGGGCUUUGAGAGCCCUGCGCUGCCCACCGUGCCCCUGCCGCCGCCCCCACCCUCCGGCCCCACCAUGCCCACGCAGCCGCUCCAGCCCCCUGUCAGUGACCCCUCCCGGGGCGGGCGUGUUACCAACCAGAUUCAGUUCCUCCACAAGGCCAUGAUCAAGGCCCUGUGGCGCCACCACUUCGCCUGGCCCUUCCACGGGCCUGUGGACGCCGUGCGCCUCAACCUGCCGGACUACCAUAAGAUCAUCAAGCAGCCCAUGGAUCUGGGCACCAUCAGGAAACGGCUGGAGAACAACUACUAUCGUAGCGCAAGCGAGUGCAUACAGGACUUCAACACUAUGUUCACCAACUGCUACAUCUACAACAAGCCCACAGAUGACAUAGUGCUGAUGGCCCAGUCUCUGGAGAAGGCCUUCCUGCAGAAGGUGGCCCAGAUGCCGGAGGACGAGUUGGAGAUCGCCCCUCCGGCCCCCCGCAGUAGGCCCACCAAGCCUGGGAGAGGGCGCAAGGGCAGAGGAGUACGCCAGGGACACGGGGGAGUGAGUACGGCUCACCAGGUGCCGGCCGUGUCCCAGUCGGCCUACUCCUCAUCCUCGUCCCCCGACACGCCGGGCUCCCGCUACCCCACGCCCCCACAGACGCUGCUGACCAAGAGCCUCCCGCCCCCCACUGUGCUCACGGGGCACGGCGUGCUGGGCCUGCCCCCCCACACCCAGCCCACCGCAAAGAAGAAGGGCGUGAAGCGUAAAGCGGACACCACCACCCCCAGUACCGUGGUCUACCCCUCCCUGGGCCCGCCGCUGUCCCAGGCCCGCAUCGGCGGCAUGGGCAAGGGCCAUGGCCUGACCCCCGACGCGCCGCUCUCGCUGGCGCCCGUCUCGGUGGUGGAGCUGCAGCCGGCGGUGCCCGCCAAGAUGCAGGCGCGGCGGGGGGGCAGCGGCCGGCCCAUCAAGCCCCCCCGCAAGGAUCUGCCGGACUCGGUGCGGCCGCCACCGGGCGGGGCGCGGCGCCGGGCCAAGCUGAGCCAGCAGCUGAAGUACUGCAACGGCAUCCUGAAGGAGCUGCUGUCCAAGAAGCACGCCGCCUACGCCUGGCCCUUCUACAAGCCCGUGGACGUGACCACGCUGGGGCUCCACGACUACCACGACAUCAUCAAGCACCCCGUGGACCUCAGUGUCGUCAGGAGGAAGAUGGACGAACGGGAGUACCGAAACGCGCAGCAGUUCGCCGUGGACAUCAGACUCAUGUUCUCCAACUGCUACAAGUACAACCCGCCGGACCAUGAUGUGGUGGCCAUGGCUCGCAAGCUGCAGGACGUGUUUGAGUUCCGCUACGCCAAGAUGCCGGAUGAGGUCCUGGAAGAGGAGGACGAGGAGCUGGCCGCCAUGCCCGUGGGCCGCGGCAGCAUGGGCAUGCUGGGAAGGCACUCCUCGUCGUCUUCGUCGUCCUCCUCCUCGUCUUCCUCGUCGUCAGAAAGCGAGCCGAGCAGCGAGAGUGAGAGCGAGAGCAGCCCCAGCUCCGACAGCGAGGAGGAGCGAGCGCACCGCCUCGCCGAGCUUCAGGACCAGGUCUGCACACAGCUCAGAGCGGUGCAUGAGCAGCUGGCUGCACUCUCCCAGGGCCCCAUCAUCAAGCCCAAGAAGAAACGAGAGAAGAAGAAGGACAAGAAGAAGAAGAAGAAGGCGGACAAGCGCAAAGCCGGUCGCAAGAACCUGGAGGAGGAGAGAGAGCGCGAACGCGAGAGAGAGAGGGAACGAGAGAGGGAGCGAGAGAGGGAACGGGAACGAGAGAGAGAGAGGGAACGGGAACGGGAGCGGCUGAAGGCGGCCAAAGCCGCUAAGGUCAAGAAGUCCUCCACACCGGGCAAGAAGGGGGCCGCCAAGAAGAGCAACAAGACCAACAAACCUGCGAAGAAGGCCCCGGCUAACGUGUACGCGCCGCCGCACUACGACUCGGAGGAGGAGGAGGAGACCAGCCCCAUGUCGUACGACGAGAAGCGGCAGCUGAGCCUGGACAUCAACAAGCUGCCGGGCGAGAAGCUGGGCCGUGUGGUGCACAUCAUCCAGGCGCGCGAGCCCUCGCUGCGCGACACCAACCCCGAGGAGAUCGAGAUCGACUUCGAGACGCUCAAGCCGUCCACACUGCGUGAGCUUGAGCGCUACGUCAUGACCUGCCUGCGCAAGAAGCCCCGCAAGCCCUACGUGGUAAAGAAGGUGAGCGGUGGGAAGUCCAAAGAGGAGCUGGCUCUGGAGAAGAGGAGAGAGCUGGAGAGGAGGCUGCAGGACGUCAGUGGCCAGCUCAACUCCGCCAAGAAACCCCAGAAGCCCAAGGUGGAGAAGCCCAAUGCGGCGGAGACUCAUCCGGUGCCCUCUCGUCUCAGUGCCAGCAGUUCCAGCUCGGACUCUUCGUCGUCUUCCUCCUCCUCCUCCUCUUCUUCCGACACCAGUGACUCGGACUGAGCCUGCACUCCAACAGGAAAAGAGAGGGUGUGAAUGAAAGAACAAAAAAAGAGAGAGAGAGAGAGAGAGAGAGAGAGAGAAAGACUGGCAGAACUCAGGGAUCAGACCAGGUCCAGAAGGAGUGAGGGUUCAGGGUGGUGGACUACAGGGGCUAUACCAUGGGGAGAGGAGGAGGAGGAGGAGGAGGAGGAGGAGUAGUAGUAAGAGACACAUCAUCUCCCCAGCAUGUGCAGAGGAGAUGGAACAGCCCCCUUAGACCCUGGUACCCACCCCCCUGACUGCAAGACCCUUUCUUAGCAGCCUGUCGACACUCUUGGUUUCUGUGUAAAUAGCUGUACAGAUUAUAAGGAUUAUAAUUUUCUUUCAUAAAGAAGCAUUUUAAGGAGCAGCCCAUAGUGGGAGAGAACAAGAAGAGCGGAGGAGAGGAAAGAAGAGAAGAGAGUGUGGUGGGGACAUCAAGAAGAGCGGAGGAGAGGAGAGAAGAGAGUGUGGUGGGGACAUCUGGACGAUUAGUUCCUCUGAGCUGUCAAUCAGCAGCUGGGACACCCGAAAGGAGUUUUUUUUUUUUUUUUUUUUUUUUUUUAUAUAGGUUUUGUUUGAUUUUUUUUGUGUGUUUUCUUUUUUUUCCCUUUUCUUUUUUUUGUCAGUGUUAUUGCUUAUGAACCUGCACCCCCUCCCCUCCCUUUGCUGCAAACACUAAGAGCAUCUCAGCUGGAUACGAGCUUGUGAUGUUGCAUUGCUUAGUUGUGACGGUCAUCCGUCUGGGGACACAGAACAGCCCUCGCUGGAGUGGUUGUAGGCGGUGGUCGUUACAGUAAAAGAUGAACAUGUAAAUGAUACGGUGAACUUCCUUUCAGAAGCACAUGUCCAUUAUAAAUACGGAGGUUCUUUCAAUUCACGAUCUAGGGUCAUUUAAAGUCAUCUGUCCUGUCUAGCACCUCCUACAUUGUACAACACCUGAAAAUGUGAUCUCAUACUGUAUGAGAGAAUCACCGGUCACAACCAUUUGAAAUGGAAGUCUUUGAUGUGUUAGCAGUGAAGUGUUUUAGCUUAUAUGUCUGUGUCCCCUAUACGUACAGUGUGUGCAUCACUUUGGUCCAGCUUUUGAUGUGUUUCUAAUAGAUUACACUAUUCAUUUUCCCCCAAUUUUUUUUGUUUUGUUCUGUCCUGUCAAUAUUGUCUUUACCCGAUACUGGCUUGUAGAAAACAAUCUACAGUUGUUGUUUUUUUUUCACUGUCUGGCUGUUUUUGACUGGCCAGGGAUGGCAGAAGCUAUUUUCUUUUGCUGCUGUUUUCAUAAGAGCACUCUCACCUCACAUCUCUCUUUGAACCACAGAUAUGUCAUCUGUGUCUGGGGUCGGUACUGUAAAAAAACAAAAAAAAAGUUGGAAUUGGACACUCUAGUGUCGGCUUGUCUGAACUAGAGGGGAUGGUGCUAGUUUACGCUUGAUUUUUAUGCUCGACUUAGCGAACUGUAUUAUUUGUACUAUGUUACCUCAGGACAAGACACAUUAAAUGCUAACGCAUUAGCAAGGACACAUGUACAGAGAAAAAAAAAGACUUAAGCUAAAAGAACUGGUCUUCACGCCAUUCCUUGUAUAACAGUUGUACUGUAGAUCAUGUUUCUAUUUGUGACUUCUAUUUUUUUCUUUUUGUUUUUUUCCCUCCCUUUUCAGUAAAAAAAAAAAAAAAAAAAAUGUUAGACUAUCCGAAUAUCCAUUGUUGAGUUUUUGAAUAUUGUACAACUUGGUUUAAUAUAGCUUCUGGCUGCAUCAACAAACAUCAUCUCUCGGCUGUACAUAUUAAAAGAGAUUUUGUUCUUUAAAAA